AUGGCCCCCAUGGCAACGCAUGACACGGUCGUCAUUUAUGCAGAGCUUCUCCCCAACAUUCGACACAUCUCCGUCGCCGUGUCUCUCCCUUCACCAGUCGAUGCCUCAACAAGCGUCCAGACAUCUGCCCAUGGCGACAGCAUCCUGGUCACGCACAGGGGCGAGUCUACAGAGGCGCGCCUCCCAGGACCAGUGUCCGCGCCUUCAGCCCUUCCCAUACCCGCCACGCCACCCUCUGGCCCAACCUCGCUCGCGUGGCGUCUGCCCGUCUCAACCUCCGUCACGCUGCCCAGCACGCGUCAUGAGCUCCAGCCGACCGUCCCGUGGAGCGCCCACGACUUGACCCCCAAGGCAGCCGUUGCAUGCCGGCAGUGCGGCGAGGCCGUCGUUCCCGAGGGCAGGCUGCAUGUGUGGAAGGACCUGCCGAGCGAGAACUGGGCUGAGAUGAUGGACUUUUGGCACUGCCACAAGCCUCACGACCACGGUCAGGAGAAGAACGGCGACGGCGACCAUGACGACGAGCACCUCACGAAGCGAGGCUAUGGCGCCAACUCGUCCAUAGCCGCCCAGACGCGCGUCGGCUUUGUAGACCUGACCUCCUUUUUCCUCCCCGGGGAGGACUCCCCCGGCCUGGGAGUAAUUUCCCCCCCGCUGUCCUUUCACCGGACUGCCCCCCCCCCCCCCCCCCCCCCCUCUAUUCCUCACCACACGGAGCUACAAGAAGGCGGCCAUGUCCGGGCUUCGUCCCAUCUCCAUGGCGUGGUCACCGAUACCCAGCUCCAAGACAAACACACCCCGAGCCGUUCCCCCCUAUCCCGGUCUCCCCAGGAGAGGGGCGUGCCUGGCGCCAUGCGAACCCCCCUGUUCUUCGCGCUCGCAGCGAGGGCCACGGCGCGGUUCAUGUGGUCGUCAGGCACGAAAAGGCGCCCCUCGCAAGGUCCCAUACGAGUUUCAUCAGAGGGGUGA
Verticillium dahliae VdLs.17 is the source of this 966-nucleotide messenger RNA. RefSeq lists its product as uncharacterized. Gene Ontology annotation, cellular component: cytosol; nucleus; ubiquitin ligase complex. The record is from RefSeq and is a predicted model, not a curated record. Gene Ontology annotation, molecular function: ubiquitin conjugating enzyme binding; cyclin binding; ubiquitin protein ligase activity. Gene Ontology annotation, biological process: proteasome-mediated ubiquitin-dependent protein catabolic process; protein autoubiquitination; protein monoubiquitination. The coding region runs from base 1 to 966 and encodes 321 amino acids. The transcript has a single exon. NCBI's taxonomy places the organism in Eukaryota, Fungi, Ascomycota, Sordariomycetes, Glomerellales, Plectosphaerellaceae.